AUGAGUAUGCAAAUCUUACGCAGAGGAAAAUUCAAGGGUAAUGGUGAAUGGAUAGUUGAUGCGCUUACGGUUAACAGCACAAAUGGACACGAAAAUCAUAACCCUAAGGUAAUAUUCACAUUUUAUUUCCACCGUACUCCAACAUUCUACGUUAUUCUGAUAAUAAUGCCAUCGUUUGCGCUUACAUUUCUGUGUGUGAUUGGAAUGUUUUGGUCCAGAUUUUCGGUAGAGUUUAUGGAGAAGCUCGGGCUUGGAUUUACAGUAAUACUUGCAAUGUGUUCAAUCUUUCAAAUGAUGGAAAAUUCUUUACCUAAGACUACACAGUUGCCUGCACUCUCGGUAUACAUGAUAGUGAACCUAUUAUUGGUGACUGCGUCAAUAUCGAUUAAUAUGGCAGCCUCCAAGGCGUGUUCGUCGUCGAAGCAUCGUAUCUUCAAGAGCAUAACAAAUAACAGGGUUCUUUGCUUCAAUAUCAACUUGUGCACAUUGUCUCGAGCCAUUUGUUUGAGUCUGUUCCCAUUGGCUGCUGUUGUUAAUCUUCUGAUUUUAUUAUUGUAAGCAUGACAAUCUUCUCAUCAAUGUUUUGAUAGUUCACGUUCAACGUAUGCGUAGAUAUUAGAAUGAUUGAUAGGCAAGUAUCAUCGGCUCUCAGAUUCUAUAAAAGUCAAAGUUACUGGAAUCUAAGCAUCCUGACCA
Cylicocyclus nassatus is the source of this 696-nucleotide messenger RNA. The record is from the annotation of a GenBank genome assembly. Lineage: Eukaryota; Metazoa; Nematoda; Chromadorea; Rhabditida; Strongylidae.